This is a messenger RNA of Cynoglossus semilaevis (tongue sole), 2210 nucleotides long. RefSeq names its product beta-1,4-galactosyltransferase galt-1-like. Gene Ontology annotation, molecular function: glycosyltransferase activity. The transcript is spliced from 4 exons. Gene Ontology annotation, cellular component: cytoplasm. The record is from RefSeq and is a predicted model, not a curated record. Lineage: Eukaryota; Metazoa; Chordata; Actinopteri; Pleuronectiformes; Cynoglossidae. Bases 29 to 1366 code for a protein of 445 amino acids.
GUUUGGAUGCACCUCUGUCUCAGGCUGAAUGACCCACACAAAAGACCUAAGGGGGAAACUCCUCCUGCUCUUCACUGUCACCUUCCUCUUCUUCAUCAUCUUCAUCAUUACAUCACCAAGGAUGGUCAGGGAGAUCCCAAACCCAAGUUUUUCCCUAAAAGCCUGUCACGUCCAGGUCUCAGAACAGCCCAUCACCCCCCUUCAAGACACCCAGCACCUACUUGUAUCAGCCUACAUGGACCAAAGAGUGAAGGGCUUUGAUGUACGCAUUAUCAGCAUAUUCAAGAGAGACUCCGUCCAUCCUCUCCACUGUAUAUUCUGCUGUUCUGGUGACAUCUCAACUACGACUCCUGCAAACAUUUUGCCCCACUCGGAUCACUUUGGGUUUCCCUAUGGUACCACAGAUGUCAUGUGUCAGAUUCCUUUGACCUGCCAUCGUGCCACACACGUUAGCCUUUUGACUGAACCCAACAAAAAUAUUUCGACUGAGCAGCUUUGGUUGCCCAUAAGAAGAACCGCAGUGAAUGAGAAAGAAAAGCUGCAGUUCAACUUCACAGUCUGCAUCUCCAAUCUGUUUGGAGAGUACAACAACGUGCUUCAGGUCGCUCAGUCGCUGGAGAUGUACAGGUUGUUGGGUGUGGGUCGAGUGGUGAUCUACAACACAAGCUGUGGCCCAGAGCUGGACCUUCUACUGCAAACCUACAGCCAGGAGGGUUUCUUGGAGAUAGUUCCUUGGCCCAUUGACAAAUAUUUGAUUCCAUCUAAGGGUUGGUCAUUCUCUAUCCAUGGAGGGGACCUGCAUUACUAUGGGCAACUGGCCACACUCAACGACUGCAUCUACAGAUCGAUGGCACGUUCACAUUACGUUACCCUUAAUGACAUUGAUGAAAUAGUGAUGCCGUACCAACACGACAACUUGGCAGAUCUGAUGAGCGUGCUCCAACAGCACAAUCCCAAUACAGGGGUGUUCCUCAUUGAGAACCACAUCUUCCCAAAGAUAUACUUUGAACCAGGAGGGAGGUUCCACCUGUCACAAUGGAAGGAUGUCCCAGGAGUGAACAUCCUGGAGCACAUCUACAGAGAGACGCCUGACAUGAACAUAUACCAUCCUUACAAGAUAAUAGUUCAACCAAGGAUGGUGGAGCAGACUUCAGUUCACUCGGUGCUCAAGACAUUUGGACAAGUGUAUAAAGUCCCACAUGACGUGUGCCGACUCAUCCACACCCGUGUUGCUCUGCGGAGGGAGUUAACAUUGGAGCAGCUCAAUGUGGACAAACGUCUGUGGGACUUUCACGAAAAACUGAUCCCCAAUGUGGACAAGGUUUUAAGGAGAGCGGGACUGCUGAGCUCAGAGGGACAGAGCUGAAGGAGGAGACUCCAGACUGAGCGUCCCAGUAUGCCUCAAAGAUCUGACAUCAUUCAUUGUGUGUAUGUGUUGGUUGUUAAAGGGAAAAACAAAAUAAGAUUUUCAUUACAUUGUUUGAGUGGCUGCAUUGUAACAAUGUAUAUGACAAUAAGCAUCAGGAAUCUUAAAAUCUUUCCAACAUUUCCUGUUUCUACUUCACCCAUUUGUAGCGCAGGUUUUAGCAAUAAGGAAGAAUCUAAAUUUUAGCUCUGGCAACCCUUAAGUCUUUUUGUAUUAUACUUUUUACAGCCACAGUCAGGUUUUAUUUACAGUACUGUAACUUUGGUAAACAUGCAAAAUGCCAGUCUGAGGCAGUGUUUUAGCUCAGGAGUCUCAAACUACCUACAGUGGGAAAAUAAGUAUUUGAUACUCUGAUAUAUACUUGUUUCAUGCUAUAAAAUAAAAAUAAAUGAUUUCAAAAUCAUACAAUGGUAUGCUAAAUCAGCAGUUUAUCAAGUACGUAUAUUCCCCGCUGUACCUCUGGAUCAUUUGGGCAGUGGUGGCUUGGUGGUUAAGGAAGCAGACGUAUUGACUAAUUAUUGACAUUUUUUUAAUUAUAACGUCUCAAACAUACAUGAUUCUUACAUACAUAUGGCAAACGUUCAGUUGUAGUCCUUAUUUACCACAUCCUCCUGACCUCUGAGCCAAACGUGGACUUAAUGAUUUUUAAAUUUCAUUGUGUCACGUCUGAAUCAAUACAGUGGUGUCGGGAGUCAGAUAAGUUCAGGUCUCAGAGAGACUUCGAUCUCAUAGCAACAGAGAUCCAGAGAGCAGUUUUUAAUUAGAUAAAAAGCUCCAAAAAGUU